This is a messenger RNA of Fusarium tjaetaba, 810 nucleotides long. RefSeq names its product molybdopterin cofactor. NCBI's taxonomy places the organism in Eukaryota, Fungi, Ascomycota, Sordariomycetes, Hypocreales, Nectriaceae. The record is from RefSeq and is a predicted model, not a curated record. The transcript has a single exon. The coding region runs from base 1 to 810 and encodes 269 amino acids.
AUGGAUGAACGCGUUCAUGCCACAGUACGAUGGGUUGAGGCGUCAGUCAAAGCCUCUCCUUACAUCUGGAGUGCCGCUGGUCUCACAAUUCUUCUCGGCGUGCAAGUACUCUUGGCGUUAGCUAUUCUUCAUGGAGAUGAGGCUACCGUGAGAAGACAAUUGAUCUCUUUACAACGUAUCGAUAGCGACAACGACGCAGCGUCGACUGAGACGGAGACAAAUGGUGCUGAAAGGAAGAAAACCACCAGCCGAUCAGCAGACCAGGUCAUUGAACUUUCUCCCAUCGCUUCGUGCGCAACUAUAAAAAUCAACUCAAACAAGAAUCUUGAUGACCAAGAUAAAUACAACAAUUGUUACAUAUUUGCCAUCGACUCCCACCAAGCAGACGACCAAGGUUACGCCAUAUGGAAAUCUCUCGACCAUCAGACCAAACCGGCAUUAUCACAAAUCAAGACCGAAUUAUGGCUCCCGAAACCCCAUGCCGACAAAAGCGAUCCUUUGGUUCAGGCCGGUGGCUGCAUCGUCAUGUCAUUUGCUGAUCCCGCCGUGCCAUCUUGGCUGGAUCAGAUCGCUGGAAUGAUUGGCAAGAAUUUCAAGACACCUCAAGUUGCCUGCAUCCUGCCACUGAAGUUUUCGCUGAAGGACAUCGAGCAGAACAAGCUCAUUAUGAGACCUUUCAAGACUGACGAGGAGGAUGAGAAGGGGCUGGAUUUGGAGAAGUUUCCUGCGUUUUCGGAUAUUUUGCCUAAGCUAAGGCUUUUUCUUGGGUAUUCUGAGCAGCAGGGCAUCACGAUCUUCAAGCGAGCAUAA